GGCGGCUCCGAUUUCGUUUAUGAGAACCUUCUAUUUCCUUCAGAUUUAAGUAGUGUGUCUGCAGAUUCGACUGCCAUGAUAGCGUGCAUUUUCCACAUGUGCUUGCGAAUUUUUUUGCUUUGAAGUCUCCAGAAAUUAAUGCAAAUUUAGUGUACGGGUGAAUGGCUGAUAGAGCAAUGAUGUCUCCCAAUAAUGCUCAGGAGCCACACUUUCCGCCUCUUCUAGCCAGACAAUGCUCUCUGUAUAAUCUCACCUUCGAUGAGGUUCAGAGACAACUGGGAAACAUAGGAAAACCUUUGAAUCGUAUGAAUUUGGAUGAGUUAUUAAGGAAUGUGAUAUUGGUUGAAGAGGGCAGGCUCGUGCAAAACAAUUCUUCUUCUUCCUCGUCAUCUGCUUCAUUCUUUCUUGGGAAUCUUAAUUUGAAUGGAACUUUGAGUAGGAAGACUGUCGAAGAGGUAUGGAAGGAAAUUGUUCACCGGCAGCAUGUGAAUGAGGUGGCCAACCAGUCGGUACAGCAACAACUAACACUUGGAGAAACAACACUCGAGGAGUUUCUAGUUCGUGCUGGGGUCAUUAAUCCUCCCCCAAUAAUGGCAAUUGAUCCGAUGGUAAUGGUGUCUACGCAGACGGAUUGGUUGCCAUUUCAAAUGGCGGCUGUCCAACAGCAGGAGCUGCAGAUGACAGUGCUGGAUUCAAAUUUCAAUGUUUCUGAAUCGGUGUAUGAGAACCCGGUUGUGAAUGUGGGUUUCUUGGAGAACCAACUGGCCAUGCCAGCACCAAUGCCAUCAAUAUCAUCGACAUGUUCAGAUUCUCAUCUAGCUGCCCAAAGAAAGCUCAGAUGUUCAGAUGUAAUGGAGAAGAGUAUUGAGAGGAGACAGAAGAGGAUGAUCAAGAACCGGGAGUCGGCUGCUAGGUCAAGGGCAAGGAAGCAGGCUCACACCCAACAGUUGCUGCAAGAUGUGUCUGACCUGACCGAAACAAACAACUUGCUCAAAAGGCAAAAGGCAUGUGGGAUCUCAUUAACCACACCACAUUCUAUACUCAGCUUGAGGAAUUACGCCUUAUCUUAACAACAUUGUCACCUCUUUGAUCAAUAGAUUGGCAGGAAACUCGAGAGCCAGCCAAAGCCAAAGACCUAAGGUAUCAUGCCAAUAUGAUUGCAAGAAGCUGUACAUAAUUUUCAGUAGAGAGGAUCUUCUAAAACCAGAAGCAAAUAUCUGGACUUUAGGCAACCCAUAAUUUUUUGCAAUGUGAGCAAUGCGAUUAAUCUUGGUGGAAUAGCUUGGCUGUGCUUGCCUAAGUAUCCUAGACCAUCCUAAUGGUGAUAUAUUUCAAUGUUGUUGUGGAUCUGGGUUCUAUAUUGUUGGAAGAACUCAAUGUGUGACCUUUGAAAAUAAAGCAAUCAUUUCGGGAUCGUAUAGCACCAUCAUUCCCUUUGAGACUC
Messenger RNA from Juglans regia (Persian walnut), 1444 nucleotides. Its product is annotated as ABSCISIC ACID-INSENSITIVE 5-like protein 6. The coding region runs from base 162 to 1070 and encodes 302 amino acids. Gene Ontology annotation, molecular function: DNA-binding transcription factor activity. Lineage: Eukaryota; Viridiplantae; Streptophyta; Magnoliopsida; Fagales; Juglandaceae. Gene Ontology annotation, cellular component: nucleus. Gene Ontology annotation, biological process: positive regulation of DNA-templated transcription. The record is from RefSeq and is a predicted model, not a curated record. The transcript has 4 exons.